Didymodactylos carnosus is the source of this 1022-nucleotide messenger RNA. The record is from the annotation of a GenBank genome assembly. NCBI's taxonomy places the organism in Eukaryota, Metazoa, Rotifera, Eurotatoria, Philodinida, Philodinidae.
AUGAAUGUCCAAUACAAGUGGUUCAAUUUAUUUGUUUAAACACUGGAAAUGAAAUUAUUUGUUUACCACCAUCAACCUCAUUGUUCUAUCAACAAAGUCAAGAAGCAAGAACACGUUCAGCACCAACAACUAGUACAACAUUUGAUAUAAAUACAUUAAAUGAUCCAAUGAUUGUUCUUAAAUGGAAUAUGAAUGAUAGUGUAAUAAGAUGUCGACAAUUACGUCAACAAAAACAAUGGUUUAACUUUUAUAUUUCACAAAGUGCCGAUUCUGAUUAUGAUAAAAUAACAUCUUGUGUAUCAAUUGAUUAUCGUCUCUUAUUUAUGGGCAAAAAAUCUGGACUCAUUGAAGUAUUUAAAGUGAAACGAUCAAAAACAUCGUCAUCACCAUGUGGAAUUGAAUUAAUUCGACGAUGUCUACCAUUUAUUGCUCAUCGAUCACCUAUAACAUGUUUACAUGCUAAUAAACAAUUUAGUCUUCUAUUAAGUACAAGUGCUGAUGGAAUAUUGAUCUUAUGGGAUAUAAAUCGUUUAAGUUAUGUUCGUCAAUUUAAACAUGAUGAUAAUCCAAUUUAUUAUAUUUGUACAUCUGAGACAACAUGUGAUAUUUGUUAUUUAUGUUCAAAUGGUAGUUCUCAAUGGUAUCUAUUUUAUUUGACAUGCAACUGUGAUCUCAUUGGAUCACUUACAUUUAACGAACAAAUUAAUUGUGUAUGUUUUACAAAUGCUCAAGAGGGACAGGCAGUAAAUAUGAUUAUUGGUGGUUUUGAAACGGGUAAAAUUCAAAUGUGGAGUACAUGGGAUUUAACAUUAUUACGACAAUUAGACUUUCAUCAAUUAAAAGCAUGUCCAAUUGUAGCCAUAAUUGUAUCAAAAAUAGAUCGACGUCGUUUGUACAUCAGUGAUAGAGAUAAACAAUUACAUGUCAUUGAAACAAAUGGACAGAUUAAUUCACAAAUUAAUUCAAAUAGAUCAGCAGUAUUAAAAACAUCACAACCACCACAAAUACUAUUUCUUACUUAG